Messenger RNA from Anisakis simplex (herring worm), 591 nucleotides. Lineage: Eukaryota; Metazoa; Nematoda; Chromadorea; Rhabditida; Anisakidae. The record is from the annotation of a GenBank genome assembly.
AUGGGUCAGCGGGUCCUGAAUCGGCCGGAAAAUGGUCUAACGGAUUCUGAACAGAACAAUUCUGAAGAAACAUCGAAAGUGUCUGACGAGAAGAGGAAAAGUGACGCAAACGGAAGAAUUGGUACAGGUGCAAAUUGCAACGACCCUGGACCGAGUACGUCAGCUCCGAAUCAGAGUCAAAAUGCGAAUCAGAGCAAAAUUAACAUUGUCACGAAAGCUUUCAAACUCUUCCGUAAGAACAAAGUGAGUCCGGAAAACGCGGAAGCUUCAGUUUUCAUGAACAGAUUCGGUCUUAAUAACAGCAAACACACAUCACGUGCUGAUGCUGAAGCACACGGUGAAACUGAAUCGAAUGGAAACCGAUUUGAGUAUUUACUUAAAAAACAUGUGGUCGAUACAAAGGAUGAAUUUUAUUACUAUUGGUUGGGUGUUGUCUCAUGUGCCUUCACGUAUAAUCUUAUCGUUGUAAUUGCUCGGAGUGUUUUUAAAGAUUUAGCUGCUGGUCUUCUGUGGAUUUUAUGGGCGAUUCUUGAUGUGGUUGCCGAUAGCAUAUAUCUCUUUGAUAUGUUCAUUCGAUCUCGAACUGGUUAG